This is a messenger RNA of Danio rerio (zebrafish), 4704 nucleotides long. The record is from RefSeq and is a predicted model, not a curated record. Lineage: Eukaryota; Metazoa; Chordata; Actinopteri; Cypriniformes; Danionidae.
UUUGAAGACCCGUAGAAGAAGGCGUGCCUAGUAACGCGGUUGUCAGGAACAAGUUGUGGAAAAGCGUGUACAACGAUAAGAUUUGUUUAUCUUUCUGCCUUAUAUACCAGCGAAGUUUAUGAAAGCGUUUCCUAAUGAUUCAUAUUUUGGGUUUUAAUAUCGGUUUUGACUAAGUUCAUCGUCCUGGAGCUCCUUCGUUUUUUCGCUUGGGUGGAGUAUUUUUCUUCACCCUUCUGGGGAACGUCUCGCUUAUCGUCUCCAGGUUGACCACGGGAUUUUAAGACCACCGUUAAAGUUGUUAUGGGUACGGCAUCCUCUCUGGUGAGCCCUGGUGAGGUGAUUGAAGAUGCGUAUGGUGGCGAAGGAGGAGAAGCAUGCGAGAUACCAGUGGAGGUGAAGCCAAAGGCACGCCUGCUGCGGAGCUCCUUCCGUCGUGGGCCUCGUGUCAUCGGUGCCAGCUUCAAAUCCACCGGAUCUGUGGAACUGGAGUACGCAGCGGAGUAUGAGCGCCUCAGGAAAGACUACGAGAUCUUCAGAGUCAGCAAGAACAAUGAAAUCACCUCCAUGCAAAAGAAAGAAGCUAAGCUGGAUGAGGAAAACAAGAGGUUGCGGGCUGAGCUGCAGGCUCUUCAGAAGACUUACCAGAAGAUUCUUCGAGAAAAGGAAAGUGCCUUGGAAGCAAAAUACCAAGCCAUGGAAAGAGCUGCCACUUUUGAACAUGACAGAGACAAGGUUAAACGACAGUUUAAGAUAUUUCGUGAAACUAAAGAAAAAGAAAUUCAGGAUUUGCUGCGGGCAAAACGAGAUCUGGAGUCAAAACUUCAACAGCUGCAGGCGCAAGGCAUUCAGAUUUAUGACCCAGCAGACUCAGAUUCUGAUGACAACCACACCACUGUUACUACUGCAGGAACUCAAUGUGAAUACUGGAGUGGUGGUGUGUUGGGCAGCGAGCCGUCAAUGGGCAGUAUGAUGCAGUUACAGCAGACACACAGGGGUCCGGAAUUCGCUCACAGUCUUAUUGACGUGGAGGGGCCGUUUGCUAAUGUCAGCAGAGAUGAUUGGGAUGCGGCGGUGGCCAGUCUUCUGCAGGUUUCUCCUCACGUCUCUCAGUCUCUGUGGAGUAACACUGUCCGCUGCUACCUCAUAUACACACACGAGACCAAAGCAGAGCUGCAGACUUUCAUUCAGACUUAUUCUUUAAGGCUUCGGAGGUUUUGUGAAGGUUUGGGUCAUUUUUACCUGAACGUGUCAUUUCCUGAGGAGAAGGCUGCUGUGUUUGCUGCUGAACGCAGACGAGAGAUGGAGAGGAGCUCUGUGUGUGUGCUGCUUCUCAAGUCCUCAGUGUCCAGCUGUGUUGUGGAGGAUGUUGAGGAAGCGUUUGUGAAGACCCCGGAUGCUCGACCUCUCUUGCUGUAUUUGCGAACUGCCGACAGAAAAGGUGAAAAGGAAGAGGUGUCUACUCUCAGCCCAGCCACCAGAGACCUGCUAGAGAGAGUGAACAAGGCUGACAGAAGUGCCAAACUUAAGGUAGUGGAUCACGCUGGGUCUGUGGAGGAAGGAGCUGCUCUUAUCUUCUCUCAGCUGGAAAGAAUCAUAAAACAAGAGUUGUUGGGAUUGGAGUUAGAGGAGAAUGGAGUGGUGGAGGAAAGAGAAGAGGAAGACUCUGGUGAUGUGCUUUGGGAUCUUCAUGAUGAGCAGGAGCAGAUAGAGGCAUUUCAGCAAGCUUGCGGCGCUGCUGCCAGAUUCAGCUUUCAAAAGUAUGUUGACAGACUCAAUGACAUGGUAGCUGCCCCUCCACCCACUCCUCCGCUGCUGGUAUCUGGUGCACCUGGAUCAGGCAAAUCCCUUUUGCUGGCUAAAUGGAUAGAGUUACAGCAGAAACACUCUCCCAACACCCUCAUCCUUUAUCAUUUUACGGGACGUCCUCUCUCUACCAGCACAGAUCCUGUGCUUAUCAUUAAACGCCUCACAGUAAAGCUCCUCCAGCAUUUCUGGUCUAUUUCCGGCCUUUCAAUGGACCCUUCGAAGAUCCUCGAAGAGUUCCCACGCUGGCUAGAGCGACUGUCUGCACGUCACCAUGGAAACAUCAUAAUCAUCAUUGAUUCCAUUGACCAAAUACAGAAUGCUGAGCGCCACAUGAAAUGGUUGAUUGAUCCGCUUCCUGCUAAUGUGCGAGUGCUGGUGUCGGUUAAUGUGGAGACCUGCCCACAAGCAUGGAGAUUGUGGCCCACACUGCACCUAGAUCCACUCAAUCCCAGAGAGGUAAAGAGUGUCAUCAGCACGGAGUGUGUGAGCGUGGAUAUCAAACUCAGUAAAGAUCAGGAGAAGAAGCUGGAGAAACACUGUCGUUCAGCAGCAACAUGCAACGCACUCUAUGUCUCACUACUGGCCAGACUCAUUACACACUUCAGUACCUCUUGGACAUUGGACAGAACUCUACAACAGUGUGUAAUGUGUCAAGAUACAGUAUCACUCUACAGACUUGGGCUGAAGGUAGCACUGGACUCACUAAACAGUGAUCAGGAAAAACACAUCAUGAAAGAGUUAUUGUGCCUAGUUUGUGCCAGCCACAACGGCAUCAGCGAAUCAGAAGUCUUGGAGCUGUUCCCAGACCUGACUUUCCCUGCUCUCAUCUCAAUGCUACACAAUCUGGAGAGGCUUCUCAUUAUUACUUAUGCCUGUGGGCUUAUACGGUUUCAGCACUCACAGGCAUGUGAAGGGGUCAACCAAGAGUUUCUGGAUGGUGACAAAUGCCGUGGAUCCUACAGAGAGAAAUGUAUUCGCUUCUUCAGCCAGCAGUUGGAGCAAGACCGAGUUACCUGGAGAGUGGCUGAUGAGUUACCAUGGUUACUGCAGCAGCAGGAAGACCGAAGUAAACUUCAGAUGAGUCUGCUUAACCUGUUUGUGUCCCAAAACCUCUACAAGAGGGGUCAUUUUUCAGAGCUUCUUGCAUACUGGCAGUUUGUGGGUAAGGAUAAGUGUUCGAUGGCGACGGAGUAUUUCGACGCAUUGAAAGAGUUUGAGAAGACCUGUGAGAGUGAGCAGAGCAUGAGCCGGCUGGCCAACCUAUACGAAACACUGGGACGAUUCCUUAAAGAUCUGGGAUUGCUCAGUCAGGCUGUGGCCCCCUUGCAGCGCUCCUUGGAGAUCCGUGAGACUGCUCUGGACCCCGACCACCCAAGUGUGGCUCAGUCCCUGCACCAGCUGGCGGGGGUGUACGUUCAUUGGAGGAAAUUUGGAAACGCAGAGCAGUUGUACAAACAAGCUAUGGAGAUUUGUGAAAACGCUUAUGGCCCUGAACACAGCACCGUCGCAAGAGAACUAGACUCGCUUUCACUGCUCUACCAGAAACAAAACAAAUAUGAGCAGGCUGAAAAGUUGAGAAAGAGAUCCGUCAAGAUCAGACAGAAAACAGCACGACAGAAAGGCCACAUGUAUGGUUUCGCACUUCUGAAGCGACGGGCACUGCAGUUAGAGGAACUGACACUUGGCAAAGACUCAACAGAUUGUGCCAAGACUCUAAAUGAGCUCGGCGUGCUGUAUUACCUGCAGAACAACCUAGAUGCUGCUAAGUUGUUCUUGACCAGAUCUCUGGAGAUGCGUCAACGUGUGCUGGGACCGGACCAUCCCGACUGCGCCCAGUCCCUGAACAACCUGGCUGCGCUCCACAGCGAGAGGAAAGAAUACGAGAGUGCCGAGGAGCUCUACGAAAGAGCAUUAGACAUCCGGAAACGAGCGCUGGCCCCAGACCACCCCUCUCUCGCUUAUACCCUCAAACACUUAGCCAUGCUUUACAAACGCAGGGGGAAGCUGGAAAAGGCGGUUCCUUUAUAUGAACUAGCUCUUGAGAUCAGAGAGAAGAGCUUUGGGCCCAAGCACCCCAGUGUGGCCACUGCUUUGGUUAACCUUGCAGUGCUCUACUGCCAGCUGAAGCAGCACAGUGAUGCAUUGCCUUUGUAUGAACGCGCUCUCAAGGUUUAUGAGGACAGUCUUGGUCGACUGCAUCCUCGUGUUGGAGAGACUCUAAAAAACCUGGCUGUGCUCAGUUACGAAGAGGGUGAUUUCGAGAAGGCUGCUGAACUCUACAAGCGAGCAAUGGAAAUUAAAGAGGCCGAGCCAUCUCUGGUGUGCGGUAAGGCUCCUUCCCGUCACUCAUCUAGUGGUGACACCUUUAGCAUGCGGAGCCCCGCCCUGCCAAAUGCAUCAAGGUGACACCGGACCACACAAUACUUAAAUAAGAUGAACUCGGACCUCAUUAAAAAGCCAUAUCGACUACACCUGCUGUGUUUAGGCCUGUGGUUGAACACCUCUACGUGGAAAUACAGAAUAUGCAGGACACAAAAAACUGUUCUCAUGCCUACUGAUGUUUUGUUUAGUCAUUUACAUCAUCAGUGUUUUAAUCUAAUCUUCACUGCCACUGGGCGUAAAAAGGAAGCGCUUUAUACGUAAUUGUGAUGUCUUGUCAGUCAGAAAUCUGUUCAAUCAGCAUAUCAGUGACAUUUCAAGUGCAUUGCUGAUAAAAUGGAAGAUGUCUAAAGUCGUUUUGUAAUGUCUUCAUGAACAAAACAGUGCUAAAUGAGAAAAAGCUGCAUUUAAAAAGGGAGAUCUAAAGAUAUGACUUCAUAAUUGCAAGGUUUAGUUGCUACCAAACUGCAAGUUCACAAUUUUAAAAACAUUUUAGGAUUAGGAGAUCUUAAUCGUAAU